Molecule: messenger RNA, 1817 nt
Organism: Octopus bimaculoides (California two-spot octopus)
Lineage: Eukaryota; Metazoa; Mollusca; Cephalopoda; Octopoda; Octopodidae
Product: cAMP-dependent protein kinase regulatory subunit
Source: RefSeq, a predicted model, not a curated record
GGAGAAAGAUAGAAAAAGAAAGAAAAAGAGAGAGAGAGAAAGAAAGAAAGAAACGAACGAACAAAGGGUAACGUUAAGAGAGUGUAUGUUACGAACUCUUGAAAGAAAGAUAUGUGUGCGUGUGACUGUCUAAUAGAGAGAACAUAUUGAUUAAAGGAGAGAGAGAGAGAGAGAGAGAGAGAGAGAGAGAGAAAGAAUGACAAACAGACUGUUUAUAUGAGUGGUGCGCAACAGUUAGUUGUGUGUAUAUUAAGCUGACAACAUGGCCUGUUAAUUAGCCUCAUGCACUGGCGUGGAAAAUCAAAACAAAAAUUAACAUCACAAUUUCGAAUCGAUUGCUGAGAGUUUAAUUAAUAUUCGAACUUAUCAUUAUUCGUUCCUUUACUUACAAGAGUAAAAGAAUCAGUGAAGAAUGGCACCUAGUGUCUAUGACAAAGUAAUUGCGGUGAUAUCAAAACCACAGGAACAGAGAACUGAUUUCGAAUGUCACGAUUUGGUGCCUUGGAUUCGGAAACAGAACAAAUUAUUUUCCAACUUAAAGCAUGAAAUCCUGAAAGACUUGAUAAAAAACUGCCACUUCCAAAGGUCACGUGCAAAUGAUGUUAUUAUAAAGCAAGGAGAUAUAGGUGACGCAAUGUAUGCAACACUCAAAGGGUCAGUAUCUAUUUAUAUACUACCAGAAAUGGAAGAAAACGUUUGCCAAUAUCUUGAUCGAGUUUGUUCAAAACCCAAGCCAGAAAGAAAUCUUUUCGGACAACAUAUUUUUUCCCAGCAAGAAGGAUUUGUGUUUGGUGAUGUGGCAUUGAUACGUGACUGUACACGAACGGCGUCAGUAUUGGCAGAUGAAGAAUGCGAUCUACUUGUUCUGAAUCGACUCCUUUAUAACCGUACUGUCCGAGAAGUACUCAAUUUAGAAUGGCAAGAAAAAACACAAUUUGUCUUAAGAAAUCCUAUUUUCAAAGAAUGGUCACCCAAACAUCGUAAACAACUGGUUAUCUCUCUACGAAAGGAGUCGUAUCAGUUCGGGGCGGUUAUUGCCCGACAGGGGCAACCCGUUCAAAACAUAUAUUUCAUAUUAAAAGGCGAAGUGGAAGUUUCAAUGGAUUUAUCGCUUCAUAAAUCUCAACAACCGGAGUUAUGGACAGAAAUAGAAUCGAAUUUUGCCGAACUAAUAUCAACAAACAGAUCAAAUGGUAAGACAGCCCACCACAACAGACAGCGACGUUCCAGAGUGCAGAAAAUAUCACUUCUUAGUUCCAACGAACACAUUGGUUCCCUGGAAAUAGUACUGGACACCAGGAAACAUCUGGACACAACAACAGUAGCUGGCGAAGUAGAAUUACUCGUUCUAGACCGCAAACAUUAUGAACGACUUCUGGUAAAGAAACAUCCCCAGUCAGUUGAAAGUCUAAAAAAAGAACUGACUAUACGCCAGCUUCUCGUAUUAAGCCGCUUAUAUCAUCCAACAGAAACAACUGUGAUGAAAUAUGUUACCAUGAAGUUGUUAAAUGGAGAUAUGUCGUCCAAACUUACACAUCAAUACCACCGCCAACGCCGCAGACAUCCCGUGAGCAACAGAUACAACGAAAGUGAGAUUUCUCGAAAAGUUAGGACACGACUGCAUAUGAAUUCGAAAAACACCGCGGCAAUUAUUCCAGGGGAAAAUUCAAAGAAAAUGUUUCUAAACCAAUUAGAAUAUGAACUGCAACUACUGAUGAUUCAUUUGAGAAAAAAUGGAAACAUCCAUUAAUUUCAUUUGUUUUGAAGAGGAAGAAAAUCGAGAGUUAAUAAAUAAAACUUCUCUGCAUUCAUAAGAA